Molecule: messenger RNA, 738 nt
Organism: Lodderomyces beijingensis
Lineage: Eukaryota; Fungi; Ascomycota; Pichiomycetes; Serinales; Debaryomycetaceae
Source: the annotation of a GenBank genome assembly
AUGUCGGACGAAAUAUCAAUGGAUGAAGAGCAGCCCUACUUGCAAGAACAAUCGUACACAUUUGACACAACAACAACGACAGCAACACAGGAACAACAACAAGCCCAACAGCAGCAGCAACUAGAACAAUUACGCAAUCAAAGAGAUGAACUACAACAACGUGAUGCCCAGCUCGAUAUUGAAGCACAAACAAACUUCUUAAUGGAGCAGCAGGCCCAGCAGCAAUACCAGCAGCAGCAGCAACAACCAACGCAACAGGUCCAUCCGUCGAUCCAAUUGACAGAUGACCAGAAGAGAGAAAACGACGCGAAGUCAAUCUACAUCGGCAACGUGGACUACGCCCUGACUCCGCUUGAGCUCCAGCAGCAUUUUGCGUCAGCGGGAGCAAUUGAGAAAAUCACCAUCUUGAACAACAAGUUCACGGGCAGGCCCAAGGGCGUGGCGUACUUGGCGUUUGUCGACGUCGACAGCGUCGACAAGGCCAUCGCCACGUUGGACGGCAGCAUCUUUCGCGACCGCGAGUUGAAGGUUGAGCGGAAACGGACAAAUAUACCAGGGAUAAGCUUGGGGCGCGGGGGAGCGUUGCGUGGCGGGCGUGGACGAGGCAGAGGCGGGUUCGAUAGGGGCAGAGGCGGGUUUAGAGGGCGAGGCAGAGGCGGGUUCGAUAGGGGCAGAGGUCGCGGGCUUGGACGCGGGCGCGGUGGGCUCGGUGCCGGGGCUGGCUUUGCUCCGUAUUGA